Molecule: messenger RNA, 342 nt
Organism: Prunus armeniaca (apricot)
Lineage: Eukaryota; Viridiplantae; Streptophyta; Magnoliopsida; Rosales; Rosaceae
Source: the annotation of a GenBank genome assembly
AUGGAGCUUGAUCGUUUUGAGAAGGUGUUGAAGGCCUCAGAUGUUAAAAGACUUGUAGUGACCAGCACCAUGCUUGCGAUGCUACCUAGUGUCGAUCCAGAUUGGGAUAUCCCAAUCAGAGUUUUCGACAACCAAAGGCAUCGGGUUUACGAGUUCCAAUUAUCCGGCAGGCGACGGGGCAAAUACACAAAGCCAGCUUUCCAGUCUAGAGCAUGGAGAGUGUUUGCCAAGGACAGAGGCAUUGCAGCUGGGGAUGUGCUCUUUUUCUGGGCGGAGGAGGAAGACCCAUUUCAUCGAACUCAAUAUCGCGUUGCACUCUACAAGCCACAUCUUUUCCCUUAA